AUGGCUACUCCGGGAACUGCCACGUCUCGGUCGCUCGCAGAUGUCUCCAAGGCAGCUGUAUAUAAUACUGCAGAGGCUCUGUCAAAUUCUGUACUCGGCAUGAAGUCGGCCGAUACCACCACGUCUUCGACCAGCUUCGGUCUACUGGGCCGCGUCGUUCUGUCCAUUUUUAGUGUACUGCCCACCAUCCUGUACUGGGUGACAUACACCUUGCCAACAUGGCUGUUCACGCUCUUUUCUAUGAGCCUAACUUUCACCAUGAGCUUCACAUCCCUAAUGCUCGUGGUUGUGUUCCUAGUAUCAACCAUUAGUUGGUUCGUGAGGUACCGCUACAUGACCAUGUACGCGCGACUUCCGCCAGAACCCCAACGUGAGGAACCUCAGGUUGAGGUCUUCCCUGACAGUGCCGAGAGUGACUCCAAGAGGGGGUUGUCUAAUUACCUUGAUGAAUUCUUGAGCGCAAUCAAGGUGUUUGGUUAUCUGGAACGCCCCGUCUUCCAUGAACUCACUCGCACUAUGCAGACUCGUCGCCUAGUUGCCGGCGAGACGAUCCUCUUGGAGGAAGAAAAAGGCUUCUGUCUGGUCGUAGAUGGGUUGGUCCAGAUCUUUGUCAAGUCCAAUCGGGCUGACUCUGAUUCUGACGACGACAUGGGCGGCACCGAGUCGGGCGAUUCCGCACAACAGGGCCAUGGACAAGGCUACCAGCUUCUCACUGAAGUUAAAAACGGCGCACCCAUGUCUUCGUUGUUCUCCAUACUCGCAUUGUUCACAGAAGAUGUCAAGCUGCGUCAUGACGAAGACCCAGAUACGGGGCCAAGCGUACCGGGAACACCCAAUGGAGCACAAAGCAGACCAUCAGUAUCGCGAACGAGCAGUUUUGCCCUAGAUAAUUCGAGACCCCAAAGUCCGCGCGAGGUACCUGAAGCUAGAUUACGACAUCGAAGAACGUCAACCUUGAACAGCCCCACGGCGGGUGGACGGCUUGAAAGAGUACCGCCCCUCUCGUUGGACCUGGAAGAAUUUGGCAAUGAACGUCUCAAACAACCCAAAACUCGAAAAUCACCUUCACGGCCUGCUAAACCCAAAUCUGCUCAUCCAGACAUUGUUGCGCGGGCCACUGUAGAUACCACCAUUGCCAUCAUUCCAGCGACUGCAUUUCGACGGUUGACACGCAUAUAUCCCAAAGCAACGGCGCACAUCGUUCAAGUCAUUCUCACACGCCUGCAAAGAGUUACUCUUGCAACCAGUCAUGCUUAUUUGAGUUUAACAAAUGAGGUCCUCCGUACAGAGAAGCUCAUGAACAAGUACACUACAUACGACCUUCCGGGCUUUCUUCGUGACGCUCCUCUUGAGCGCCUGAAGGAGAAAUUUGCAAAGGAGACAGAGCGUAUUGGAGAAGACGAAGGCAUGAAGGGAAUUGCGCUACAUAAUCCUGGAGCCGGUCGUCGACGGAGAUCUAGUGUAUCGCUCAGAAGAGGGACAGCUGCUCAAGCCCGCCUCGCGGCUGCGCGGGAAGCAAGUGCGACUGCAACUGCGGGCAGCGUCGCGUUACCCAAGAUGACUUCCCCAGACCAGGGUCCUCGCAAUGACCGGAUAAGUGCAGGGGAUCUAUUGACCAACUCACAGAUGGCGCGAGGAGCUGGCCGCACUGGGCGCAGCAGUUUCUCCCAACCUUAUCAUCAGGAUCGCCGAGAUGUUCGUACGCCACUCGAUGCCAGCUCAUUUAAUCCGUUCGCCUCCCCAUCACUACGUCCAAAGACACUACAUAGGCAAGAAUCUAUUGAUGAAGCCACUGUAUUCCGAGAGUCGAUUCUCGGCUGUAUGUUCAAGGCUAUUGGACUUACUAAUUUGGAAACCCCCAUGCCAAGAGCAACAGCAUCAGUAGAGCAAUCACCACAGCUUGUCUCUUUUGAUGCUAGUCGACAGAAGGCUGUAUUUACAAACGCAUUCGGCUUCAUCGAUCCAUACGCCGCUUCCAGAGAUGGAGACACCGAAUCCAUAGCUUCGGCGUCAAAUCUGUCAGGCAUGGGUGGAAUGGGCUCCCACAAUAUCUUGGAAGAGAUUGUCAAUGAUGUGGAAAUCGUCUUCUUCCCCAAAGACUCUGUUCUUGUGGAACAAGGUGAAAGGAACCCUGGCUUGUAUUACGUGAUUGACGGAUUUCUGGACGUGAGUGUCCAGGUGGAAGAAGCCUCCGAGAAGAAUGUGUUUGGAACGGCUCCAGAUGGGAAAGGAUGUACUGAAGAAGAACUCUUCGGUUCCCCCCUCAGACCAACCAGUUCAAAUACUGUUGGACGGCCUCCUGUUGACGGCAGCAAGAAGAAACGCACAAGACGAAGUCUCUUCAUGACAAAACCUGGCGGACUAGCUGGAUAUCUCGGGACAGUAUCAUCCAAUCGAUCCUUUGUAGACGUCACAGCCAAGACAGACGUAUACGUAGGGUUUCUGCCUCGCGGGUCCAUCGAGAAGAUAGUGGAGCGUUAUCCAGUCGUUUUACUUACAAUGGCCAAGCGUCUGACAACGCUUCUACCACGUCUGAUUCAACAUAUCGAUUUCGCCUUGGAAUGGGUUCAAGUGAAUGCUGGCCAGGUAAUCUACAACCAGGGUGACGACAGUGACGCGAUCUAUAUCGUCUUGAACGGAAGAUUACGAGCUAUCCGUGACGCUGAGAACAGUGCGGUCAAAGUCAUUGGGGAAUAUGGUCAGGGUGAUAGUGUGGGUGAGCUUGAAGUACUGACAGAAUCCGCCCGUCCUGGGUCACUACACGCCAUUCGGGAUACAGAGCUUGCAAAGUUCCCAAAGACCCUGUUCAACAGUCUUGCUUUGGAGCACCCCGGAAUCACCAUCAAGAUCUCCAAGAUCAUAGCCUCUCGUAUGCGAGCUUUGAUUGACGAUCCGCUACACGAGCAAAGCAAAGAAAGAAACACGAAAGCUACCCGCGCCAAUGUCUCGUCAACUAUCAAUCUCCGCACUGUAACCAUCCUUCCAGUGACUGCUGGAAUCCCAGUGGUCGACUUCGCGAGUCGUCUAGUGAAUGCACUCACGCAAAUCGGUCUGCCGCAGGGCGUGGUUUCCCUAAACCAAGCCGCCAUCCUCAACCAUCUCGGUCGGCAUGCGUUCAACCGGAUGGGCAAGCUUAAACUUUCGCAAUAUCUUGCAGACCUGGAAGAAAGAUAUGGAAUGGUUAUCUAUGUCGCUGAUACACCUGUCAAGUCACCGUGGACACAGACUUGUAUCAAUCAGGCAGAUUGCAUCCUCCUUGUAGGCCUAGCCGAGGCGUCACCGAAUAUCGGCGAGUACGAGCGCUUCUUACUGACGACCAAGACCACUGCACGAAAAGAACUCGUGCUUCUACAUUCAGAAAGAUACUGCCCUUCCGGUCUAACGCGCAAGUGGCUAAGAAACCGUCCCUGGAUCAAUGGCAGUCAUCACCAUAUUCAAAUGUCGUUCCGCGCCACAUCAGAACCAGUUCAUCAUGCUGGAAGACGUUUUGGAAACGCACUCAAGCAACGCGUGCAGGUAAUUCAGGCUGAGAUCCAGAAGUACACGUCGAGGAAAGUUCGGCAAACGCCACUCUACUCUGCCGAUACGCCAUUCAAGGGUGAUUUCCAUCGACUCGCAAGGCGGCUAUGUGGCAGAUCAGUCGGUCUCGUGCUUGGAGGCGGUGGUGCUCGCGGUAUAUCGCAAAUCGGCAUCAUCCGCGCGCUCGAAGAAGCAGGAAUUCCGAUUGACAUUGUUGGAGGCACAUCGAUUGGCAGCUUUAUAGGUGCAUUGUACGCUUGGGAUGCAGACGUUGUGCCCAUGUACGGGAGGGCAAAGAAGUUCGCAGGUCGCAUGGGUAGUAUGUGGAGAUUUGCACUCGACCUCACGUACCCCUCUGCUUCGUACACAACUGGCCACGAGUUCAACCGCGGUAUCUUCAAGACUUUCGGAAAUUCACAGAUGGAAGAUUUCUGGUUGGAGUUUUAUUGCAAUACCACUAACAUCAGCAAGUCGCGGUCGGAGAUUCACACUUCAGGCUAUGUCUGGCGCUAUGUACGUGCGUCCAUGUCACUAGCCGGUCUACUUCCCCCGCUAUGCGACAAUGGUGACAUGCUUCUCGAUGGAGGCUAUGUUGACAACUUGACUGUUGCACACAUGAAAAGUCUUGGUGCCGAUGUCAUCUUUGCAGUUGAUGUUGGCAGUCUCGACGACAAUGCGCCGCAAGCGUUUGGCGACUCGUUGAGUGGUUUCUGGGCGACGCUCAACCGGUGGAACCCUUUCUCCAGCUUUCCGAACCCGCCGACGCUAUCAGAGAUCCAAUCUCGACUUGCGUAUGUGUCCAGUAUCGAUGCGCUGGAGCGUGCAAAGAACACACCGGGAUGCAGAUACAUGCGGCCGCCGAUUGAUCCAUACGGCACGCUAGAUUUUGCCAAGUUUGAAGAGAUCUACGAGGUUGGCUACAAGUAUGGCAAAGAGUACCUAGCAGAACUCCGCGAACAAGGAGUGCUCCCAGUGACCGAAGAGACGGAGAAGGAAAAGAAUCUCCGACGGACAAUGGCACCGCGACGGGCUAGCAUUUGA
Molecule: messenger RNA, 4560 nt
Organism: Pyrenophora tritici-repentis Pt-1C-BFP
Lineage: Eukaryota; Fungi; Ascomycota; Dothideomycetes; Pleosporales; Pleosporaceae
Product: RssA, esterase alpha-beta hydrolase superfamily
Biological process (GO): lipid metabolic process
Cellular component (GO): endoplasmic reticulum
Molecular function (GO): phosphatidylcholine lysophospholipase A1 activity
Source: RefSeq, a predicted model, not a curated record